This is a messenger RNA of Colletotrichum karsti, 2172 nucleotides long. RefSeq lists its product as uncharacterized. The record is from RefSeq and is a predicted model, not a curated record. Bases 1 to 2172 code for a protein of 723 amino acids. The transcript has a single exon. NCBI's taxonomy places the organism in Eukaryota, Fungi, Ascomycota, Sordariomycetes, Glomerellales, Glomerellaceae.
AUGUCUCGGUCGAGCUUCAGCAUCCGGAGGUUUAUCUCACCUCGCCGCUCACAGACCGUCGACGUUGACGAGCGUCGCCACUCGGAAGACUCGGCCAUGAGCGAGGAAUUACCCAUCUUCAAGCCCCGACGGAAGCAAGAGAAGUCUCAGUCGUGGGCACCGUCCAGACGUCAAUCCGCCGCCAAGGCUCGCAGGCCCUCGAGGGAGGAUACCCUUGUACGAAGGACACAAAGCAUCAAGAGGAGCUCGCCUGAAGCCAUUCCCUUGCCUGAGGCUUCGCCCAACUCGUCGUCGAGUUCUUUGUGCAGUUGCGAAGGCCACGCGGAUACGGCCUCGACGAACAGCACAGAUGAGGUCCUUUGUCCGCCUCGACCUCCGUCCCGGGCCUCUCGGUCUUCAGCACCAAAACGGCUCGCGGAUCGAAGGCAUCUCUGCAUACCUCCUCUACCAACACAACAAAACACCAAGCCCGUGAACUCUCCCACAGAAGCUGACAUCAAGGCCAUCGAGGCGGGCAAUACAAACCUGGAAGAACACCCCGCUCUCAAAGGAAUCGCAAAUCCUCCAGCUACGCCGGAAGAAGGGCUGGAAGGGUGGUCACUAAACGUUCAAGACCUCAUCAGAGAAACCGACGAGGCUUUCAAGGCUGUAGGGACGGCCAUCCAAGAGGCGAAAAUAGCCGUUUCGUCAUUUCCCGCCACUUCUCAGACCAGUCGCGCAUCACCUGCAGCCACCAGCCCAAGGAUGGAGUCGCCUGUGCAAUGGCUGAACAAACCGCACGCCAUCGUCAACAGCACUCCGCCGCUGCCCCCUCCGAAUCGGAGCUCAUCAGGGUCGUCGGCGUCGAGACCCAGAAGGAAGAAGUCGAAGAAGGCUAAGCGAUCAAAAACAAGGUCCAAGAAAAGCGCCCGCUGGCAACUAGGAGAGGAAGUCACCGACAUUCUUACCGGACAAUUCUUUCGCAAGAUUGAAGUCAACGAGCUUCUUUCACCGGAUUACCUUCAGGCUGUGAGAGCUGGCCGCGAGGCCCAGUCCCGGAUCUCGAGCGAUACCAUGAGGACAGUCGACACGGACGGCAGCGAGACACCCGUCGAGCCUUUCCACCUUCAAGAUCUGCCCUCACGGAUAGGAGCAGCAGGUGUUGAUGCCAUGGUCGCACACCACGACAGAGUGUCACCUUUCAAGCCCCUCGACUCAGCGGUACGACGCCGCCCCUUGGUAAAGGAGAAGUCCCCGCUGCGAAGGAAGCCUGUACCCAGAUCAGCCUCUGUAACUAGGAAGCCUGUACCCAAACCAGCCUCUGCAACUGGAGAAGUCGUCGAAAUCGAGGACACGACCCCUCCCCCUCCACCGGCGAAGAACCCGCUGAGGUUCGCGCCUCGGCCGCAGGCAUCGCAGCUGCCAACGAUUCCUGAGGUCAUCGUUACCACACCAGACACCACAUCAGACACGAUCACAGUCGAGAAACAAGCAACGCGCACAUUCGCGCCCGUGGACGAGGAUGACUUCAUCUUCCUCCAUUCCACCAACUACACCCUUAACCAUCCUUCCCUGCGCCAGGGACAAAUUCGCUUUCGGAAGCAAGACGUCGAGAAAGGCAUGAAGAUCGACCCCGACGACACAUUAGACUGGACGGCUUUCCAGAUGGCCAUACUCGGCGGCGCAGGCGACCUCUUCUCAGACCCCUCGGACUUUUCCCGGCGAUCCGAGGCCGAAGAGGUCGCGGAUCUGGUCGAGUGGUUCAAGGACUUUGGCUUCGAGAAUCACGGCCUGUUGAUCCGCAGCAGAAGUAACAGCGGCUCAGCGACGAGCCCCGCCAGCAUCGCCUCCGAGUACUCGCCCAUGUCGUCCGUCGCGACGGACAUUGACCUGCCGAUCCCCGUCGAGCUCGAGUACCCGAGCGGCUUCUGGAACGAGGGCAAGCACGACACGUCCAAGUUCCACGCGCGGGGCUGCAACAUCCGGCGGUGGACGAUGGAGGGCCAUCACAAGCGCUACUGCAACCGCGAGAGCCUAGACAGCCUGCCGCCCAGCCCCAUGAUGGACCUCGUCAUGAUGAGAGGCGCGGACGGGGAGCCGGAGAUGGUGCCCAUGGGAUACAAUCUCGGACACGAUCUCGGGGACUUUCUUAGGUGGGAGGCGGAGCACGUCUAUGCCACGGGUGCCUACUGA